AUGGACACGAUUCAGGAGAGCACUUCUGUAAAACUUCUGUUCUUCGGUAAUGAGUUCCCCAAUGAUGAUUUGAAAGAUCUAUUUCGCCGUUUCGUCCAGCACGGCAAGGACAGACGGUUCAGAUUACUGGCUGCCUUUCUAGAUGAGUCCACAUUGGUUCUCAAGCAGGAGAUCUCGAAACUUUCACAGGUACUGAAGGAUCAGAUCCCUCAUUUUGAUACAGUCCUCACCCUGGUUGAACACGGGGACUUUCGCGCCGGAGCUCUGGGAGCUGCGAUGGAAAGUGCCCUGCUGAUUGUGCUUCAACUCGGCAUGCUUAUCGGGCACCACGAAGCUGAAGAUGUCGAGUUGAACUUGGACCCCAAGCACACCACGCUUGCCGGCCUCAGCAUUGGCCUCUUUGCCGGCGCCGCCGUGGCUCUUUCCACCAGCCUUGCAGAAGUGGUAAAGAAUGGCGCCGAGAGCUUACGGAUUUCCUUCCGAAUCGGGGUCUACGUGGGUGAAGUGAGUCGCAAGCUCGAAGCACCUCAGCCAGAUGGAGCGCUCCAAAGCUGGGCUCACGUCGUCACAGGAAUGUCCUCAAAGGUCAUUCAAGACGAGCUGUCACGGUUCAAUGCAGAGUCGGGGAAUCCAGAGAUCUCCAAGGUCUUUGUUAGCGCCGCAGACAAGGCCUCCGUUAGUGUCAGUGGGCCACCCUCGCGCCUUAAAACCGCCUUUCAGCACUCACACGACCUUCGCUACUCUAAAUCGCUACCCCUUCCGGUCUACGAUGGAUUGUGUCACGCGAAACACCUGUACACCCAAGAGGAUAUUCACUUUGUCACCAACAUUUCCGAGUCCGUUAUCCCUCGCUCACGCCCAGUCCGUUUGCCUCUUCUCUCGUCACGAACAGGCAAACCGUUCGCCGCCAGCACUGCCCAGGAGCUAUUCCUGGAGAUCGGCACAGAGCUGCUAACAGGGACCAUCUACUUGGACAAGGUCACAGCAGGAAUCCUGGAUCACACUGGUGCCAUGUCCUCCACCACCAUGCAAUGCCAGGUUGACACAUUUCGCACGUCUCUUGUCAUGAAGGGCAUUCUGCAAGCCAUCGAGACCACCUUUCCCUCCCUAGAGGUCUCCCGGCGCGACAUGGUUGACUGGAUAUACAAGGAAUUUGGCGCCCAACGUCCUAGUUCCUUUGCGGGUGCAAAACUGGCCAUCGUCGGCAUGGCCUGCCGCUUGCCAGGCGGCGCAAACGACCCCGAACUUUUCUGGGAGCUGCUUGAGAAAUGUCGUGAUACCCAUACGGUUGUGCCGGCGGAUCGAUUCGACCUCGAGACGCACCAUGACCCUACCGGCAAGAUUGAGAAUGCUACGCAGACCCCAUAUGGGAAUUUCAUCGAUCGGCCUGGUUUCUUUGAUGCCAGCUUCUUCAAAAUGUCUCCGCGAGAGGCUGAGCAAACAGACCCCAUGCAACGACUUGCGCUCGUCACCGCGUAUGAAGCUAUUGAAAUGGCCGGUAUUGUUCCCGGCCGCAUAGCAUCUUCUCGUCCAUCACGUUUUGGGACCUUCUAUGGCCAGGCGAGUGAUGACUGGCGCGAACUGAAUGCCUCACAGAAUAUCGGCACCUACGCAGUACCCGGUGGAGAACGUGCCUUUGCCAAUGGCCGCAUCAAUUACUUUUUCAAGUUCUCCGGCCCAUCAUUCAAUAUUGAUACUGCGUGCUCUAGCUCAAUGGCUGCCGUGCACGCCGCCUGCUCAGCUCUCUGGGCAGGAGAGGCCGACACCGUCCUUGCGGGCGGACUCAAUAUAAUUACUGAUCCAGACAACUAUGCCGGGCUGUGCAACGCUUACUUCCUGUCGAAAACGGGCCAGUGUAAGGUCUGGGACAUGGACGCCGAUGGGUAUUGCCGCGCAGAUGGGGUGGGAUCUGUGGUGAUCAAGCGGUUGGAAGAUGCCGAUGCAGAUAACGACAACAUCCUGGCCGUGGUGCUGUCUGCCAACACCAACCAUUCCGCUGAAGCUAUCUCGAUCACACACCCACAUGCAGGAGCCCAGAAGGACAACUAUCGCCAGGUACUCACCAAGGCCGGGGUCAAUCCCCUCGAUGUGAGCUAUAUCGAGCUGCAUGGCACGGGCACCCAGGCUGGCGAUUCUAUCGAGUCCGAAUCAGUCUUGGAUGUGUUUGCGCCUCUUGCGCCACGUCGUCGUCCUGAUCAGCAGCUGCACCUGGGGGCUGUCAAAAGCAACAUUGGACACGGCGAGGCGGCUGCCGGCAUUGCCUCGCUGAUCAAAGUGCUGCUGAUGUACCAGAAGGACCAGAUCCCCGCGCACAUUGGCAUCAAGACGGAGAUCAACCCGGCCAUCCCCAAGAAACUCGAACGACGCAAUGCUUUCCUACCCAUGACCAUGACGGCAUGGCCAAGGUUGCCGGGCAAGAAGCGGGUGGCGCUAGUCAAUUCCUUCGGCGCACAUGGGGGCAACACCUCGCUGUUGCUGGAGGAUGCACCCCAGAAGAAACAGAAGAUCGAUGGCAGCAGUCGCAGCACAGGUGAUCGUCUGACGCACACGAUCACUCUCUCGGCCAAGAGCAAGAAAUCCCUCGAGGCAAAUAUGGAGAAUCUUCUAUCCUACCUAGAGCAGCACCCAGAAACAGAACUUGCCGACUUGUCAUACACGACCUGCGCGCGUCGCAUCCACCAUAGUCUCCGAGUGGCCACUUGCGUGUCCACUGUCGCUGGACUGCAGAAGUUUCUCCGCUCCUCUCUGGAAAGCAAAACAACAUUCACUGGUAUCCGUCCUAUCCCGCUCGAUCCUGGUUCAGUCGUCUUCACCUUCACGGGCCAGGGUGCGUUCUACCGUGGUAUUGGCCAGGAACUUUUCGCCGACUUCCCUCCUUUCCGCAUGCAGGUUCUGCAGCUCGACCGGCUGGUGCAGCGGCUGGGCUUUCCCUCUGUCGUCCCGGUCAUUGAUGGCAGCGCGGAGGAUGAUGAGGCCAACUCACCAGUCCGCAGUCAGCUCAGCGUGGUGGUCCUCGAGAUUGCCCUUGCUUACUUCUGGACCCUCCUCGGCAUCCAGCCCAGCGCUGUGAUCGGACACAGUCUAGGUGAAUUCGCAGCCUUCACCGUUGCGGGUAUUUUGUCCGCCGCUGACGCACUGUAUCUUGUUGGUCGGCGUGCUCAAUUGAUUGAAGAGCGGUGCACCCCCGGUACCCACGCGAUGCUUUCAGUACUGGCAUCCCCCACUGACAUCGAGCGAGUGAUAAGAGAUGCUGCCUGUCAAGUGCAAUACGAGGUAUCAUGCCGGAACACGCACCAAGACACCGUCCUGGGCGGAACCAGAGAUGCCAUGGACACGAUUCGCCAGACACUGGAGAUCUACAGCUACAAGUGCGUGCUGCUCGACAUCCCCUAUGCAUUCCAUACCGUGCAGAUGGACGACGCCAUGCUGGACGAGCUUGAGUCGUUGGCCCGGGGAAUUCCCUUCAAGGCCCCCAGCAUCCCAGUUCUCUCAACGCUGCUUGGAAUUGCUGUGUUCGAUGGCAAGACAAUCAAUGCCAAUUACAUUCGCCGACAAACUCGAAAUGCUGUAGACUUUGCUGCCGCCAUCCAGUCCGGUCAGCAACUGGGGAUGGUCGAUGACAAGACACUGUGGGUGGAAGUUGGACCCCAUCCAAUCUGCACGGGCUUUGUGCGCAAACUGCUUCCCCAGGCGCGCAUGGUUUCCUCUUGUCAUCGGAAUGAAGAUAACCUGACGACCGUCGCCAAGAGUCUGGUCACAAUGCAUCUGGGCGGUUUUACGCCAUGCUGGAAUGACUAUUUCCGGCCUCACGAGCAGAUGUACUCGUUGUUGCAUCUUCCCAAGUACAGCUGGAAUGAGACGGACUACUGGAUCCCUUACAUUGGUACUUGGACCCUGGAUAAAGCGCUCCUCAAGUACGGCGUUGGAGCAACUGGAAAUAAUAGGGCAGCCGGAAUAUCCUCCUCAUCGGCUCUGCGCACGUCUCUCAUUCACCAGAUCACAGGUGAGACGGUCGAAGCCACAACCGCCACCCUUCAUGUUAUCUCCGAUAUGCAGCAUCCCGAAUUCCUCGACGCUGUCCAUGGACACAAGAUGAACAACUGCGGUGUGGCAACCUCGUCCAUUUGGACAGACAUGGCAAUGUCCGUGGGAGAGUAUCUGUACCGUCUACUUGUCCCUCAGGUCCAGGACGUGCAUAUGAAUGUCGGCAACUUCGAGGUCCUUCAUGCGCAGGUGGCCAACAAGUCCAAAGGGAGCUCGCAGCCUCUCGCUCUCCACGCCCAUCUUGACCUGGUCACCCAGUCCAUGUCCCUGUCAUGGUACAACGUCAGCGGCGAGACAGGCGAGCGCGCCGCCGAGGCAUUUGCUUCAGCAACUGUCCGAUUCGAGGACCCCGAUGUGUGGCAAGCGGAGUGGGCGCGAGUCACCCAUCUCGUGCAAGGCCGUAUUGAGACACUCCGCGACAUGGCUACCGAGGGCACGGCGAGCCGGCUCUCCAAGCCUCUGGCAUACACGCUCUUCAAGAACGUCGUCGACUACGCCGACCGGUACCGCGGCAUGGACAGCGUGAUCCUGCACCACUAUGAGGCUGUAGCCGAUGUGAGACUGUCGGUUGAGCGCCACGGCACCUGGCACACCCCCCCCCCGCAUUGGAUCGACAGUGUCUGCCAUCUGGCAGGCUUGAUCAUGAACGGUAGCGAUGCCUCCAACACGCGCGACUAUUUCUACGUGACACCCGGCUGCGAGAGCUUUCGCUUGUUGAAGCCACUUGAGGCUGGUGCCCAGUAUCAGAGCUAUGUUCGCAUGUUUCCUCUUCCUGUCGAUGCCGGGAGCAUGUACGCAGGCGACGUGUACAUCCUGCAGGAUGGCAAAGUCGUGGGCAUGGUAGGCCAGAUCGGAUUCCGUCGCGUGCCACGUCUGCUGAUGGAUCGCUUCUUCUCGCCAACGUCGUCAUCUCCCGGGACUGAUGCCCUUGCACCCCCUCCGCAAGUCAAAGUCACGGAGGCGACCAUCCUCCCUUUCCGACAAGAGAAGCCCAGGAACACAGCUCGUGCCGAUGUUAAUGCCAACAAGGUUUUCGCUCCUGUGGUACCAGAGCCACUUACUCCUCUUGUAGAGAUGACCGUUCCUCAACGUGGCCACACCGAUUAUAUGUCCGCAACCAAGCUCAUACAAGGCGGGACAUCGAGUAUAGGUUCAACGACACCGGACACAGCAACACUAGCCGAGUCAGUCACUACGACCGACUCUGGACUGGUCAGUCAAUGCCUAGAUAUUAUCGCGACUGAGACGAGUCUUGACAGAGCCGAUUUAACUCCCGAAGCUACCUUUGUCCAGUUGGGUAUCGACUCGCCCAUGUCGCUGGUUCUAUCUGAGAAGUUCCGCUCCGAGCUCGGUAUGGAGAUCAAGAGUUCACUGUUCCUUGAGUAUCCAACUAUUGGUGAAAUGAAGGGUUGGCUGGAGCAGCAUUGUUGA
Molecule: messenger RNA, 5475 nt
Organism: Penicillium malachiteum
Lineage: Eukaryota; Fungi; Ascomycota; Eurotiomycetes; Eurotiales; Aspergillaceae
Gene: nscA
Product: non-reducing polyketide synthase nscA
Exons: 3
Coding region: 1-5475 (1824 amino acids)
Biological process (GO): fatty acid biosynthetic process; secondary metabolite biosynthetic process
Molecular function (GO): fatty acid synthase activity; phosphopantetheine binding; 3-oxoacyl-[acyl-carrier-protein] synthase activity
Source: RefSeq, a predicted model, not a curated record